This is a messenger RNA of Porites evermanni, 8067 nucleotides long. Lineage: Eukaryota; Metazoa; Cnidaria; Anthozoa; Scleractinia; Poritidae. The record is from the annotation of a GenBank genome assembly.
AUGGCAGAAGAUACUUGUUCAUUGAUCCAAAAUGGCCAAAGAAACUGUGAAGCGACAAACAGCAACACCGGUAGCGAAGCUGGAGAAGACCGAAGAAACUCAGUAGAACAGCCCCCUAGGAUGAGAACCAGAUACCUUGUGGUGCUGUGCAUUUUGUUUGUCGAGCUCUGCGAGCGUCUGACUUUCUACGGUGUGACCGCCAACCUGGUGUUUUAUUGCAAAGAUAUUCUAAAGUUGACCUCUCCAUUACCCAGUACAAUUACUUUGGCUUUUCAAGGUAUGAGGUAAAAUAAUUCAUACAGUAUGCUAAAUUACUUAAAUGAAGCCGUGACCUGCAUUAGUUUUGCUAGUGUCACGUGCUGAGUCCUAUUUACAUUGACUUGAUGCGGAAGCGUUGUCAAUUAAUAAAUGUAGAUGUAGAUGUUACAAAGAGUAGGCAAACUGAACUUUACUUAGGUUGUUUACCAUUUAAACAAAAUUCCGGAAAUUUUGGUUAGGAAUUUUCGUUCGGCAAGAACGGUACGUGUAGCCUGCGAAGCGCAGACGCAUUUCGCAGGCUACGGUACGUGCCGUUUACCAUUUGCCAAAAAUUUCCGGAUUGUCGCGCCACGCUAGACUGGAUUCUAGUUACAACAUGAAACUAGUACGAAACUCAAGAAACUUGUAAAUGGUAAACGAAUUUCCAUUCAGAACGUCCCAAUCGGGAAAACGGGACUACCUUUUCAGAAUUUCCGUUUGUCCCGGGAAUUUUCCAGUGGGACGAACCAAAAAGACGUUUACCAUUUACAUCCCAACCGAAAUUUCCGAUGUGGUAAAUGGUAAACAACCUUUACUCUCACUGGCUUACGCACUUGACAACUGAACUUGUAACCUGCCUGCAAGGCUUAAAGGUACAUGACAGAGGGAGUUACUGCUAAGAAUCCCGGCCUCUUAUUACAUAGGUUGUCUUUCUAUAGUCUAGUAAUAUUGAAAGGUAACCCGACCGACUAUGAAGCCAAACUUUAAGCACCGCUUUGCUGUCUUCCUCUUACGUCAUCAUCCAAAUGCAAAUAAAGAGACUAAUCGCAUGCUUGAUUGAAUUAAAACUGAAGCGUACCCCGAGUAUCUCUAUUCACAACCAAAACUUAGUUUGGCCAACAUUCUUUUUCUCAGCUGUUCAGCAUCAAAAGAAUCGACCUUACACCUCUAUAAAUGAUUUGUUUUUAAGAACAAACUUCUCACUUAAGGAUGCGGAACUUUCUACUAUACGCUCUUGGCUCGUCACGCUUUCAUUGAGAUGUUAGAUUUUGUAUGUGUCAUAAAGAACUUUAGUGUGCCACGUGGAGGGUAUGUAGUCAGGAAGCCGUUUUUUAACGAUAUGUCUGCGACCAAGCUUUCGUUGAACCGGACAUGAUAUUUUUGUAAGAUAUGGACACUUCCUCUAACUACGUUUGGCAUUCGCCAAGUUCGUCCGCGAAGAAAGCUAAACAGGUUCAGCAAUAUCACGGUUUGCCAAAAAAUGAUCGACACAGCAUUUCAGCUGACAAUCAGAACUGUCAACUGAGAUGAAUAAUCCACUUCCAAGUUCACAAAGCCUCGGUAGUACAAGCUAGUGUAAUUCAUAACCCUUCCCUACAACAGAAAGGAGUGGUCCGAACCGUCCUAGACUGAGUUGAAUCUGCAUACUUAGCUAGUAAGUGAGUCAGGCAUAUUUUACACAGAAUCUUCUUUAUAAAUUAAGAUUUUUUAUUUCAAAGAAACAGAGAUUCAAGCCAAAGAACGAAAGCAGGAUAAAGCAUACCAAGUGCAAUUUAUGGUUGGCCAGUGAGAAUCGAGCGACGUUUCCUUGGUUACAGAAAUGUACGAUGCAAUUUCACUUGCUAUCACACUUGCAUUCUACACAAGCUAUCAGUGAGAGUCCGAUUCCUCGCCGGCAAACCACAUUUUCACAUGUCACUAUUCAAGUGAUGUUUAGUUACGUUUAUUCAGUUGGGUGGCCUUUGAUGAUCAGACACAUCUUGUGUUUUACUUAAGAAGUUUGAAGAGGAACGGGGAGGUGAAGUCCAAAAUAAGAUCUAAAUCCACGUUUUACUCCUUUAGUACCGUUUUGUCCGUCUUUUGCUGUAUAAGAUGAAAGACUCCCAAUCUUGCCGUCAAGGGUUUUGAUUGCAUUGUUUGAUACUUACAGUAUGUCAAACUUCGAAAGUGGUUCAGUCAUCUACAGAAGAUGGAUUUUUUUAUUUUUAUUCUUUAAAUUUUUCAGGAACAUGUUUUUUCACUCCUUUAAUCGGUGGAUGGUUAGCUGACACCCUACUCGGACGCUACAAUACCAUAUAUGGAUGCUCGCUUCUCUACAUGGUCGGUACCUUUCUUCUCACGGCUACUACUUACAGCUACCCACCAGCCUAUGCUCUGAGCAUGUCAAGUAAAGAAGGAUUUUUAGGCGUGUCACUCAUCCUUAUUGCCAUAGGAACAGGGGGAAUCAAGGCCAACGUUUCUCCGAUGGGCGCAGAUCAAGUGAAGGAGCAAGGAGAGCAAAUGGUGCAGAAAUUCUUUGACUGGUUUUACUGGUUUAUUCAAGUGGGCGGACUACUUGCUUUCACUAUUGUUGUGUACCUUCAACAGGAAGUGUCAUUUUUCUACGGUUAUCUAAUAACAGCGGUUUCAAUGACGUUUGCGACAAUUCUGCUCCUUAUUGGAAGAAAAAGCUACAAACUGUACCCUCCGGAGGGUAGUUACUUAACUGACUCGUUACUCAUCAUUGGCAAAGGCCUCAAGGAUAAAUUCUUAUGCAAAAAAUCUGUUUCCAGGAGCCACUGGCUUGAUGGGGCGAAGAUAACAAAGGGGGGAAAUUUCUCUGAGGAAAUGGUGGAAGGAGUAAAGUCAGUAGUCCAACUAUUGCCAAUCUUUUUAACUUUUAUUUUCUACUGGACAAUAUUUGGGCAGGUAAGAGCAAUUUUUAUUUUCUUAAGUGUAUAAGUGAGUUGAUUAGAACGAAAGGAAAAAUAGCUAGUACUCAUUAUCAAUAUAAUCGUUAAAAUUUUUCAUCAUCAUCAUUAUCGUCCUCAUCAUCAUCAUCAUUAUCAUUAUUUCUUCAUCGUGAUCAUCAUCAUCAUCAUCAUUAUAUCGUCAUCUUGAUCAUUAUCGUCAUUGUCAUCGUCAUCAUGAGUGGUUAGAGCAUUCGAACUAAGACUCGGAGGGUCCUGUCGUGAGUUCGAUUUGGAUCUGGAGCUCGGAAUUUUUUCUGAGCUUUCUGUUGUUAGAAGUUUCCUUCUUCUAAAUUAUCAUCAUCGUCAUUAUUAUCAUCACCGUCAUCAUCAUCAUUAUUAUUCGACUGCCUUCGAGAUAGAUGCCAUACCACAGGGUCGUAUCUCCAUUGCUCUCCCAAGUUCUUCAAAGGCUAACCCGGCUUAGCUGAGGCGAAAGAGGAGGGUUGGAGGAUAAGGCUUCCACGGCCACUUCGCCCUUUCCAAAAGUCUUGUUAAAUUGCUAUAACUUUAUUUUCUUUUUCUUUAGGGACUUACCACCUAUGUCCUUCAAGCUUCUUACAUGAACUUAAAAGUCACGGACAAUAUUUCAUUUCCUGCCGCAUCACUCAGCCUUUUUGAAAUCAGUUCGCUGCUUGUUCUUAUUCCAUUUAUCGACCGAGUGGUUUACCCAGGUCUGCGACGUCUUGGUUUUAAUUUUACCCCACUGCGCAGAAUCGGAGUUGGGUUGCUGUUUGCCGCGGGCUCGGUUGUUAUGGCAGGGGUUAUUGAAGUUGAAAGAAAACAUAUUAUAAAGACACAUGGAACGUUUGAGCAAGACGUGUUUGAUAAAACCGUGAAUGCAUCCACUAUGAGUGUGUUUUAUCAAGUUCCUCAGUACAUUCUACAGGGAACAAGUGAGGCUCUAGUAGGCGUUACAGGUAACAGUUCACAGUUGUAGUCUUUAAAAACGUUCGUCCUUUAGACUCACCACAAGUUUAAGAAAUAACGUUUCUUACUCAAUAAAAGAAGAAGGUAGUCAGUAAAGGAAAUAUUAAGGUUUAAAAUUGAAGCCUGUCUUUAACCGAUCAGUCGUUUCAAUUUGAAGAUAUUUAGUGUUGUCGGUUCUGCUCUGGAAAACCUGGAAAGUCAUGAAAAAGCAUUUUAUUUUCCAUGCCUGGAAAAUUAUGGAAUUUAACUGUUGGUCCUGGAAAGUCAUGGAAAAUUAGUUUUGUCUGAUAGAUAAGUUACUGCAGAUGACAAGGCUACAGUGACAAUGUAAGUGAUAAAGAGAAGUAACUAACCAACGCAAACGGCAGACAAUGUGGUGGACACCAGAGUUUGUGUCUGUUGAACUGUGUAAAACAAGGAAAGUUUUUAAAAUUUUUGAAAGUAACGGCUAAACCUAAGGCCUUGGAAAACUUAAAAAGGUCAAUCCAUGGAAAAAGUUAUGGAAAGUCAUGGAAUUUCAAGAGCUCAAAAGAGUACCGAACCCUGCGCUUCUGUUGGAGAGGUCCCGAGUGUGAUUCUGUGAUCUUAAGUCCUUGUUUCCACUUCUUUCCUUUCCGUAUAGCUUCCAGUAGCUUAAUUGCAUUAUGAACGGAGCACUGAUGGAGAGAGGGGGUAAACUGAACGCAACGUCGGCGUCAGCUUUAUAAGUCGCCAGAUGAUGACUAUUUCGAGUUACCGAAGAAACCGUUGCGUUUGUUUAUCAUCAACACUGAACAUAACCUCCUAUCACCCCUCCCUCCCUACCCUUUACCACCGGCAAGUAAUUUAGCAUCGUUUCUUUUUUUUUUCAGGUCUCGAAUUUGCUUAUUCCCAGUCCCCUACCUACAUGCGCGGAGUAGUUAUGGGUUUGUGCCUAGCAAUGAUUGGUUUGGGUUACUACGUAGCUUCAGCGUUGGCUUCCAUUGUUAAACACGCAUCAAAUGGUGAUUGGUAUCCUGAAGACCUCAACAAAGGAUUUAUGGAAUACUACAUGUUCCUGUUGGCGGGACUUAUGCUGGUUAAUGCUGUUGUAUUCCUGUUGAUAGCUGUCAAAUAUCGAUAUGCUAAUUAUGAUGAAGAAAUGACCUAUCCGGAAAAUCAAGAUAGAAACUUGCGUAAAGGAAGUCCAAAUGACUACCAGAGUAUAAGCGAAGAUCCUUAGUUAGAUAAAGCUCUGGUGAACAUUUCUCUUAUUGUUGCAUCACGCUUUUAUAUCUAAGGAACCUGUCAAUUAGGAAAUUCAAAUGAUUAAAUAAGAGUGUUUAUAAAAUCGUUCCAGCCGACGAUUUGUUUGCAGAGUCAAUGCAGAGUCAUGCCGGUUACUUAGGAAGUUUAAGUAUUCACAACGAUCAAGAUUUUUAUACUAAAAAAAUCCUAAUAAAGACUUCAGAACAAAACAUGUGUAACUUAGGUGUAACUUAAAGACAUAAAGGAAUCUACCACAUUAAAGGUUUUUUCCUCCGGCUCUUCUUCACCCCAAAUGGACCAAAUGUCAACAGUUAGUUUUAUAACGCUUUGUGAAGGCAAAAAUGUGAAAAUUUGGACAAAAAGAGCGCAAAGUUUCACCCAAUUUUGGCAUGAUAUGCUUUUAAAAGAAAAUGCAAUUUAUUUUGACUGUCCUUCUUGUUCUUUUAUUGUUAUAAAAUAAACAUUCACCUGCAACUCAAAUCUUUGUUAGUACAUUACAUUUGAGUAUGACACUCGAGCCUCUACUAAUAAGGGCCUCCAGUCUCGGUUCAUUUAACGGCAUACAGAUUUCCAUACAGAUUUGAAUGUACAGUAAAAACCCGUCACUAAGAACCUGGUUUUUAAGAACCUGUUAGGCUAAAAUUUGCCUCUUAGGCCCCCUCUAUACAAGAACCUGUUUAGCCUGAAAUUUAAAACGGGUUCUUAUUUUUAAAAUUUUUUUAAAAAAAUUUUUAUACACUCGGACAAAUAGGAUAAGUCAACAUUCAGGAUCCCCUUGGGAGACUUAAGUGCCUUAUCACCCCAACUGGAACGUAUUGGUAUGUAGAUAUUAUGCAAAGAAUAAGCUGAACACCACUAAAUACUCUUAGCUACAAAUAUUUAUUUUUCCUUAAGAAAAUAAAAACAACCUAUUUAAGAACCUAAAUAACCUAAAUUUGUCCUUAUUACCAUUUACAUAAGAACCUAUUUAGGCUAACUUAAGAAAAAGCAGGUUCUUUGUCGCUGGUUUUUACUGUACUAUUUUUGCUUGGGUUUGUUUACAGCGUAUUUUUUUUUACUGUGUUGUGUAACCGUACGCUUUUAUAUUUUUAACGCUAAACAUGUUCUAAAUGUCCCUUAAAAAAUGGUGUCACAUCACGCCUCUGCGUACCUCCCCAUUCGUCAGACAAAGUGAAACGAUAGUUGGUCUGAUAUCAACUGAGACGUCUUUAUAUGCUUCCCGAUAACAUACACCUAAUUGCAUUAACUUUGUUAUACAUGUACAAGAAAAGUGAAAAAGGAAAAUAGGCUUAUACGAAUAAAUUAGCCUUGCAAAUUACAUAUUGAUAUUUUGAUAACCCCGAAGUCACCUGGUAUAAGUUUCUAAUCAGUUGAGUUUUAUAGGAAAGAUAAAAUGGCCUCUGAUUUGUAAAGGAUUUCAGCCUAACCCUUAAUGUUGUGAGAGUGGCGUGCCUAAUUUAUUCCUAUUUAGCUUUUUCCAAUUUUUUUUCUUUUUUUCUGUGACAAAGUCGUUUCAGUUAAGGUUACUUUAAACCAAAAAAUGGAAAUAAGAGACUUAUGCUACUUAUACACUGAUGUAUAGCCUAUAUUUUAAAGUUUAAUAAACAAAGUAUCGUACACUUUAUAGGUAACUAAUAGUCUAGGAAAUUGAGAUUAAUGAAAUUCGUUCACCAGCGGGCGUAUCCAUUGUAUAUGAAUUUAAUAAAACUGCACUUUACCGAAGUGUUAUUUUUAAAGACAACGUUUUGGAGUCUUGCGUGACCUACAUGUUUUAAAUAGGUGGCCGAUUUGUUCCUGGGUGCGCGUCAGCUACCUUUAUUAGAUGCCGUGACGGGCUCUUCCGCAUCGCUGCAUCAGCAGGUCCGAACCUUUCGUUGAAGUCGGUGUACCACGAAUCUCGUCAUUCGUGGCAGAUUUAACGUAGGUUUGUAACCUUUUGAACUGAAUCUGCUUCUCGCUAAUAUUUGUUUUUGAGUAAUGUUAAUAUAAUGUGAACGACAUCGAUGUCAUAUACAUGUUUUUGCCUAAGGGUAAACUUCACUAUGGCGGACCGCGAUGGUUCUCUAUUGAUCCAAGAUGAAAGAGACAAUGAAGAAGCAGACAGCAACAGCGAAGUUGAAGACGGUCCAAAUUCAGUAGAACAACCCUCAAGGAUCAGAACCAGAUACCUUGUGGUGCUGUGCAUUCUGUUUGUCGAGCUUUGCGAACGUCUGACUUUCUACGGUGUAGCCGCCAAUCUGGUGUUUUAUUGUAAAGAUAUUCUCAAGUUGACCUCUCCAUUACCCAGUACAAUUACUUUGGCUUUUCAAGGUAUAAUAUGUGUUUUUCAGAAACAUUUUAAUGAAUUGCAUUCAUUUUCUGAACUGAGCAAUGAACAAAACUUAAGCCUUUAAUAGUUGGGAAAGUUUCUUUCAUGACCGGCUUGUCAUGCGAGCCUCUGGGGAAGGGGAAGUAAUAUAUAGAACAUGACAAGGGAGCUCCUUUUAUUGUCUAAACUGUACAUGUCUUUACAGUCUAGUCAAAUCAUAACUAACUUGCACUCAGACCAAAUUUUACUUUACUGAACAGCACUGUGAUAUGCCGUCUUACGUGGUUCGCGUUAACCGUACCAAGCGAAACCAAAAUCUGAUUUGAUCACGAGUUACAUCUAAACCAAAAAUAGAUCCUCUCUUUUUUAUAGGACGCGCUCAGGCAAGUGUUCCCACAGGACACCCAAGCUUGAAAUAUCAACCUCUGCGUUGUUGCGUAACCUUCGAUUUGGGGAAAACUUUUGUUUCGACAAUAUUUGCAUUAAUAUGGUUUUCAGCUAACGUAACACAACAAGGUUAAUUGGAAAUUAUAACAUUAAAAGAAAAACUUAACUGUCUGAGUGCUGAGGUCUGCACUCCAGUACCUCACGAAUGAAGUAAGCAGUCUCGCUAUUAAAAAAAUAUAUUUCUCCUAG